Molecule: messenger RNA, 1392 nt
Organism: Lachancea mirantina
Lineage: Eukaryota; Fungi; Ascomycota; Saccharomycetes; Saccharomycetales; Saccharomycetaceae
Source: the annotation of a GenBank genome assembly
AUGGGUCCCAAGUCAGCAUUCAACCGUAAAACUGCGACUAAAUUUGCCGUGGUUCACAGACCGCACGACGACCCGCGGUUUUUUGAUAGUGAGGCGUCAGAACAUGUUCUUGUUCCGAUUGACAGUCGGCAUCAAGACAAAAGUCGCGUGGCCGGUAGCCAUACGACUGGCAGUCUUGAGGCUGCCAGUCGUCCGGCCACUAAAGUGGCCGACAGGGAUGUCAACACGCACAUGGGUGAAGCGUCGUUGUACGGUAUAACGUUCGAUGAUUCCAAGUACGACUAUACGCAGCAUUUGAAGCCGAUCGGGCUGGACCCCGCGCAUUCUGUGUUCAUACCGUCCAAGCCUGCAAAUGGAAGCUCAAAAUUGCAGGUGGAAGACCUAUUUGUCGAGCCGGAAUAUGCGGUUACGGACAAGAAAAGUGAACCCAUGUUUUCACGAGGUGUCGCGAAACAAGCAUAUUUAGCCCAGCAACAGGAUGUUCACGACGAAAUUCGUGGGUUCCAGCCAGAUCUGAACCCUGCGUUGCGGGAAGUGCUCGAGGCGCUGGAAGAUGAGGCGUAUGUGGUUAACGAGGAUAUCGAGGUAAAACCCAAGCAACGAGUUCCCGACAACGAUGACAUAUUUGGCGAGCUGCUGCGCAGUGGAGAAGUUGACGAUGCCGAGGAUUUUGACGGGGAAUUUGACGAGUGGGAUAUCGACAAUCUGGAUGGAUACGAGCAAGAACAGUACCGGCACGAACUGGAGCAAUUUGACCAAGUACAGAAUUUAGAGGAUCUACAAAACAUAGACUACCAAGCGGACGUUACACGAUUCAAAAAAGAGAUCUCGAAGACCGGUUUGGACAGCGACGCAGAAUCCAACGAACCUGGUUUCGGUGACAGUGGGGACGAUUUGUCCGAGGAAGAGAAUGACACGGUGGGAGAGUUACCAUCAAUAAACGGGCCCAAAACAACCCGCAACAAGAAGAAAACGCGGCGGAAAAUGGGUGCAAAAUCUGACGUCUCAGGAUUUUCUAUGAGUUCGAGCGCCAUUGCCCGGAGUGAGGCCAUGACGGUGCUGGACGACAAAUAUGACAAUAUCAUAUCAGGGUAUGAGAAUUACGAGGAGGAACAAAUUCUAGACGAACAAGAAGUACAGCCAUUUGAUUUCGCCAACGAACGUGCUGAUUUUGAGUCUAUGCUCGACGACUUCUUGGACAAUUUCGAACUCGAACAAGGCGGACGGAAACUCACCAAGAAGGACAGCGAAUUGCAAAGAAUUAAAGACGCUGCAGACCAAGCUAGCAAGAGUAAAUUGUCUAUGAGACGGAAAAAGGAGGCCGCCAAGCGGAAUAAAAAUGGCGCAUCCACCGACUCGAUCGCCAAGGGUAUUGAAAGCCUGAGGUUUUAG